AUGGCAAAGGUCUACAAAUUCGCAAGCUCUGAACAAUUAGCUGGAAACUUAGGUUCUUACGUCUUAGCUGCUCAAGAAAAGGCAUUAUCUAGUAGUGACAGGUUUAACAUUGCUAUUAGUGGUGGUUCUUUAGUUGAAGUUUUACGCGAUAGUUUGAUCUUGGAUAAAUCAGUUGCAGGAAAAGUUAACUGGAACAAGUGGAAUGUCUUUUUUUGUGAUGAAAGAAUCGUACCAUUGAAUCAUCCUGAUAGUAAUUACGGUGCUUUUAAAAAACAUGUUUUAAAUAACUUAUCACCAGAAAAUUUGAAAAAUCUAAAGGUAUUUACUUUAGACGAAUCUCUAGUUUUCUCCAAUGCUGAAGCGUGUGAAAAAAUUGCAGAAGAAUACGAAUCGAUUUUGCCAGCUUCAGGUGGAUUCGAUCUAUUGUUAUUAGGUUGUGGUCCAGACGGUCACACCUGUUCAUUAUUCCCUGGUCAAACUCAUAAAUAUUUAUUAGACGAAAAGACAAGAAAAGUUAUGUACUGUCAUGAUUCUCCAAAACCACCAAGUGAUAGAAUUACAAUAACUUUGCCUGUAAUUGGUGCUACAAAGGAAACAGCAUUCGUUGCUCAAGGUGCUUCUAAACAACCAAUUAUGCAUAAAAUUUUUGAUCUGAAGGAUACUAGUUUGCCUUCUGCUUUGGUAACUCAGCUAUUCGACAAAAAAAUAUCUUGGUUCGUUGACGACGCUGCUUUCGAAACUGUAACGACUACCGAAUACUACUAA
Messenger RNA from Vanderwaltozyma polyspora DSM 70294, 765 nucleotides. RefSeq names its product 6-phosphogluconolactonase SOL3 (gene SOL3). Gene Ontology annotation, biological process: pentose-phosphate shunt; carbohydrate metabolic process. Gene Ontology annotation, molecular function: 6-phosphogluconolactonase activity. The record is from RefSeq and is a predicted model, not a curated record. Bases 1 to 765 code for a protein of 254 amino acids. The transcript has a single exon. NCBI's taxonomy places the organism in Eukaryota, Fungi, Ascomycota, Saccharomycetes, Saccharomycetales, Saccharomycetaceae.